Molecule: messenger RNA, 3900 nt
Organism: Amoebophrya sp. A25
Lineage: Eukaryota; Dinophyceae; Syndiniales; Amoebophryaceae
Source: the annotation of a GenBank genome assembly
CAAGAUGCACUUAGACUUAGACUGAAUUGAAGGAAGAUCAACAAGAUGUUGGGGAUGAAGGAUGAAGUGGUCUAUUCUUGUGAGGAGCCUCCAGAUGAACCGGAUGAUUUCUACUCUUGCGGCCGCCUGACCAGACUACUUGUUCCAGCUCUCUUGGGUACAUUGGGAGCUGCGCACGCCUUAGAGCAAUUGCUGACGCACCAAACGCAGUUGCCGUCCCCUGCAAUCACCAAUGCACGAGAAGGAGGUGCUGGGAGCGACACCAGAUCGGGAUUCGCAAGCAGUAGGGGAGGAGGCGAUAGACCACAGGAGGUCCUGGCAGGUACUACAGGUUCAAGUAGUCGUGCUCGUGGUAGUAGUAGUAGUAGUAGUAGUACUGCUGGGAUAUAUAAAGGUGAUCGCCCUGAAGAGCCCACAGGCGGGAACACUGCGCUCGCUGGUUCGUCCAGAACAUAUGCUGACGGCACUACAUCAGCUAGCAAGACGUUAGACCAAAAGACCCCAGACACUCUCCCGGCCCUUACUUCUACGAAGGGAAUAAACAAGGAUGAGCCAGCUGCAACGUCUGCGUUGUCAAAAAAUGACCCCAGCAACUCUCAAUUAUCAGAGAGAGUAGUAGACAAGGCUCCAACUACAUCAGAAAACCCUCCUGCGAAAGUUGCCGUCUCAACGCCAGUAAAUUUCGCCAGUACGUGGUGGACAGGAGAUAAUGAGGAUUGUUACCAGCAACUGAUAAGCUUUUGCACACUAUGCUCGAGCGCUACUCCAGGUUCAGAAGCACGCCGUAUUUGUUGCAAGAUCAGCAACCCAGACUCGGCUUACAGCGAAGAAAACUGCAACAUCCGCGGUGCUUCUAAAUCCAAGUGUAAUGUUAUGGAUCAUUUGAUAUUGCUCACGAGCCUCAGGUGCUUAUACUUCGAAAACUCAAAAUAUCCAAGUUACUGACUGAAAUAGGAGGGUCUUGACUACAUUCCUCAUCCUCUUCUUUCAGUAUCUCCCUUAUUUUCAGUAGUUGCUCGCUUAUUUCAGUUUAUCGAAUAAGUAGAUAAAUAUGAAGGUUUGACUUUGAUGAUGAUGAUGAUGAUGAUGAUGGACUCAUUAGCUUCAUCGAUUAGCGCUCUGGUCGUGAUCCUUACUGAUGCCUUCUAAUCAAAAUUUGCUAUAUUGGCAUGGCCGUUUCGGAGGGAGAACUCCAGUAACUCGAAGUAGCAGCACCAGUGCGAUAUUAGCGGAGGCACGUGGCUCUGGAAAUACGCUCAGUGAGAAUCGUCUUUUUCCACGUACGCGGUCAUCAUCACGUAGCGGUCGCUCCUAUGGUCGAUCCUCGUCCUUAGAGACGGGUGCUAGAUAUGCCGGUAAUAUACGACCUUAUGGUGCGAGGGGAACUACAACCACGUCGAGUGGAGGUGGACUGGCGAGGUCGUCCUCGACGUCUCCAUAUGCCACUUCGCCACGAAGGCUUGACGACUUGGACUUUGGACCAGCAAAUGCGCACGUAAGGAAGGAAACUUCCCAGGCGCAACUGGAGGAUGAACCGACCACGAGGACCAAUACCGAGACGUUUGGGACGAUCGAUGAACCUGGCGUUGCAGAUUUCUUGAAUGAGAACUUUCCAGGACCCCAUGCGGCGUUACGAUGGCUAGCGGAGUCGAGCAGCGCGAUGGCUUCGCCGAGACAGCUGGAAGGAGCCAACAUCGCAUGGGGACGUGAGAAGUUUUACUGCCUGGUCUUUCUCGGAGGUCGCAAUUUCCCAUCGGACUAUUUCGGGGAAGCAAAAGAGGACACUAGAAUUACGCCACUAGUACAAAUGUCGUGAAUUGUUCAGAAGUUAAAGAGCAUCCGCAUGAUCAAUCAUGUCAGAAUUAUUCUCCUGCAUUUUCGUGAAGAAGAAAGAUGCUACAUGGACUUUUCUUGUCAAGAACGAAGCGUCAAAGGCAAAGACUGCAAUCAUUCGAUUCUAAAAGAUUUCGACAUUUAGGCAUCAUCUACAUGAUCUCGAUCUGUCCCAUGUCUUUUAACUAGCUCCAAUACAGCCCAGCUCGCUCCGAUCGUGCGCAGUUACUUUGCGCCAACGCAGAUGCAGGCGGCACAAACACAAUUGGCGCGUUGUCGUGGCUCCAUCAACCUAGUGGGCGAGAAUGCCAACGAACCGGAUGUGCACGUGUGUCUGGACACCAUUCCCAAAAUCAAAGGCGAAACAGGCGAAGUUUUCGGCGACUUUUCGACGCCUCUAGAGAAGGUUCAGUGCAAUGUAGUCAGCAUAGGCAUCGCGCAGAACUGGAUUUUCGAACACAGUAUGCUAGAAAAGGGCUGUCGCGUGUGGAGUUUUGAUCCAACGAUGCCAGUGCGAGACGGCAACAUACCAGCGGAUAACCUCCAAGCUUACCGAAAUUUAUGGUCUGAGUGAAUGCUCCUCUAAGUUUGUUCUUCAACAUUUUUACCAGACGCAGACGUGAUCAUUGACAUCUUCUUUUUAAUAAUGAAAAAGUUUCCUCUACUAUUUCAACAUGAAGAAGAUUGAUAUGCUUGGUCUACGAAUCAUAUCACACUCCAUGCAUUCAUAGGACUCUAUUCCUCUUGUGUUCUUCAUUUUCUCUGCCGAAGAUCUUGAGUCGGCACACGAAGCGACACCCGACAAGGCAUCAAUUCUAUUCGACUGCGAUUGGGUCUAUCCAGGGAGCAACGAAUAAUGGAGGCGUUGACUCGUAUGAGAGCACGGCUGUCUAUGCUAUUAAGGCUUCUUCUAUCGGAAAAGCAUGAUCCGCAGACAGCACCGUCCUUGGUCGUCUCUACAUUUCUUUAUUUUAUUCUUCUUGAAACAAAGACAAAGAGCUUGAGCCAAGGACGUUUUCGGGGAUGCGAACGCGAUAGGUCUUCUAAUGUGAGAGGAGGGCUUCGCUAUCAAAGCGUUACUCUGAGACAUAUAAUCGAAAAAAUCGCAAAAAUCGACAGAAUACACGUACUCCGAAUGGACGUUGAGGGGGCUGAGGUAUUUGAAGUUCGGAAAGAACUAAGACCCACUUUGUGCGUGUCUACCUUGAUGUUGGACCUAUGUAUACCAUCGCAAAGUAGAUCCCCCACUCAUUAUACAUGAUCUGAGUAAGUAUUCUCAUUUUGACAUCCUGCCCUGUAUCUGUAAUUGUGCCCAGCUAGACGGAGCACUAGCUUGAUACUACUACAAUGAUUUACACUUGUUCUUCUUCAUUACUCAACAAGAAUCUAUCCACCCCUCUUCUAGGCUCCGAUACUACGGUCCUGGGCUCAGGAGUUGAUGCCUUCUGACGGAACGAGUAUCUUCUCGCGCAUAGACCAGCUUCUGAUGGAGGUGCACGUUUUCCGAAAGAGUCCAGGGACCGAUUUCCCAGCUAUUCAUAGAGUUAAGGGCAACUUACUGGACUUGAAAUGGUGCAAGUUAGUACUAUAGUACGUCGCCAUAGACGAUAAGUGUAACAAGAGACUGUAAGCAUAUCCAUUAGAAACAACCGAGGAGCGCUAGUCUCUGCAUAUUAGUUUACCAAAAAGCUUCGUAGUAGUGUCCAGUCGAAAUCUGUUAGGAUUUUUCCUAACAAGUGACACUAGCCUCUUCUUCUAACAACCCCUUGGUGGACAGCGUCGGGAGAUGGAUGGAUCCAUUCUGGAUCAAUAAGAAUGGGCAUUCGCCAGCUGUCUAUGAGGUUGGAUAUUUGAACAACAGAUUCAAGACUGGAAGUUGACAAAAUUCAAAACAGGGAGUUGGAGUUGAUUUCGACUUACUAUGUUCUUAGAGAAACAAACACAAAAAUUGAUUUUGAAUUUGAUAGUUUUCCGUAUAAACAAGCACCAAACCAAAUAACAGAAUUGCGAAGUUACGAUUCCGAAGUAUCUUCAGCUCGUCUCGGAGCAUGCUACAUUUUCCUGGCU